AACCAAAAAGAAGGUGAAAGAUGAAUGGUGAUCAAGUUAUUGUGUACAUGGCUGAGGAUCUUACGCAAGGCGACUUAACCUUGCCCUCAGUUCGUACAACUUCCGGCACCAUCAACGUUGAGUUACUAGGUGAUCAAAUAAACAAACCCUUACAACCAACUAAUAGUACUCUUAGAAAAAGAGCCACCUUACACCGUCUUAGCUUCUCCAAACCCAAAUCUCGAAACACUGAGUUAAAUUAUCUCCUUCCCAAAAAAAAUGUCACUGCUGAUCAGUUUCAUACUGUUGAUCAGUUUGAAACUGAUCAGACGAGCAAAACUGCGACUUGGGAAGAAGAAUCAAGUAACCAUUGUAAUAAUGGUGGUGAUCUUAGUAGUUCCGACUCCUCCUCAAAUUCUUCGUCUGAGGAGGAGAAGGGAAAAGAUGAUGUGGAAGAAGAAGAAGAAAAGAGUGAGGGUAGUAAUAAUAAGCAAUAUCACAAAACAAACAAAAAGGUAAGGAAGAUUAAGUGGAAGAGAGUAGGAGAGUGGUCAUUAUUCUUUGCUAUAUUGACUUGCUCAAUCCUCUCCGUCACCGUCACCGCCUUCCGGGACAACAAUGUGAUGGGCUUACUUCCGUGGCGGUGGUGCUUGUUGGCGAUGGUGGUGUUUAGCGGCCGUCUUUGCUCAGGGUGGCUAGUGAGCUUCUUGGUGUUUCUACUAGAGAGAAACUUCAUGUUAAGGGAGAAAGUGUUGUAUUUUGUGUAUGGGUUAAGGAAGAUCAUACAAAGUUGUGUUUGGUUAGCACUUGUGUUGUUAGCUUGGACUUGUAUGUUCAAUUCUAAAGUACACCAUAAUAAUGAGAUGGUGAAGAGGGUGUCUCAAUUGCUAGUAGCUAUCCUUGUUGGAGCAAUCAUAUGGUUGGUCAAGAUUGUUAUGGUUAAGAGUCUUGCUUCCUCUUUCCAUGUCCGGACUUACUUUGAUCGUAUGAAGGAAAGUGUCUUUCAUCACUACAUACUCGACACACUCUCAGGUCCACCGGUUAAUGAGCUAGUGUGGGAAGAACAUAAACCAAUGCUAGGGUCAAAACCUCAUCCUACAAAAUGGAAGGUUGCUAAGAACUCAAUUAGAUCAAAGAAAUAUGGAUCAAGAAAAUUGGACAUGGAGAAGCUUAAGGAACUAAGUAUGGAAACUCCAGCAUCGAUUUGGAGUUUGAAGAGGUUGAUGAAGCACAUUAGAUCUUCUGGUUUGUCCACAAUUUCAAAGAGUGUUGAUGAAUUUGGGAAAGCUGAAUCUCAGAUUACAAGUGAGUGGCAAGCUAGAACUACUGCUAAGCGCAUCUUCAAGAACGUUGCAAAAUGUGGUGUCAAGUACGUUGAGGAGGAGGAUCUAUCAAGGUUCUUGAAGAAGAAUGAGAUUCAUGCUAUAUUUCCUCAUUUUGAAGGAGCACUAGAGACCGGAAGAGUCACCAAGUCCUCCUUUAAAAAUUGGGUGGUACGGGCUUAUUUCGAAAGGAAGGCACUAGCACAUUCUCUAAAAGACACUAAAACAGCAGUCCAACAACUUCACAAGAUAGCUUCAGCAGUUGUCAGUGUGGUAAUCUUUGUGGUUUUCCUCUUGUUGAUGGGAUUAGCAACACCCAGUAUAGUCGCGUUUGUCAUCACACAAAUGGUAAUCGUAGGCGUCAUCUUUCACAACACUUGCAAAAUCAUUUGCGACUGUAUAAUUUUCGUAUUUGUCAUGCACCCUUUCGACAUAGGAGAUCGUUGUAGAGUUGAUGGUGUUCAGAUGAUUGUAGAAGAGAUGAAUAUACUAACAACAGUUUUCCUGAGGUAUGACAUGGAGAAAAUCUACUAUCCAAAUUCAGCUCUUUUAAACAUGCCAAUUAGUAACUUCUACAGAAGCCCGGACAUGUGGGAUACAAUUCAUAUCACCAUAGAUGCCUCCACUCCGAUUGAAACCAUAAAUGCACUCAAGAAGGCAACACAAAGCUAUAUUGACAGCAAACCAAAUCAUUGGAAUUCAAAACAUAGCUUCGUAGUCAAAGACAUUGAAGACUUGAACCAAAUGAAGAUGGCCUUAUCGGUGCAACACACAAUCAACCACCAAAAUAUUACUGAACGAAACAUACGGCUAAGUGAUCUUAUUUUGGAUUUGAAGAAAAGUUUUGAGACACUUUGUAUCAAAUAUCACCUUCUUGCACAAGACGUCCAUGUAACUCAAUUUGACAUGAACAAUCCAUCAAUGCUAACACCAUCUUGAAUUUCUUGAUAUUCCAUAGUGUUUUGUAAUGGAAGUGUGUUAACUAAUUUGUGAUUAUCCAUCAAUUUAACUAUAAUGAAGGUGAUUAAGCAAGAAUCGAGCAUGUAUGAAAAUAAACAAAGACGGAGAAAGGUUUAUUGUGGAAACUUGAGUGUCAGACAGCGGCAGAGCCACGGUGAUAAUAGAGGGGUCCUUAAUUGACCAACCUUGAAAAACAAAAGAACUUUAUUAUAAUUAUAUUUUCAUUAUAAUGUAUAUAACUUUAGUUAUUUUUUUUUUAAUUUUUAAAUAGUGACACUCUUACUUA
Molecule: messenger RNA, 2547 nt
Organism: Spinacia oleracea (spinach)
Lineage: Eukaryota; Viridiplantae; Streptophyta; Magnoliopsida; Caryophyllales; Amaranthaceae
Product: mechanosensitive ion channel protein 10
Exons: 6
Coding region: 21-2240 (739 amino acids)
Biological process (GO): monoatomic anion transport; detection of mechanical stimulus; transmembrane transport
Cellular component (GO): plasma membrane
Molecular function (GO): mechanosensitive monoatomic ion channel activity
Source: RefSeq, a predicted model, not a curated record